Penicillium alfredii is the source of this 387-nucleotide messenger RNA. RefSeq lists its product as uncharacterized. NCBI's taxonomy places the organism in Eukaryota, Fungi, Ascomycota, Eurotiomycetes, Eurotiales, Aspergillaceae. The coding region runs from base 1 to 387 and encodes 128 amino acids. The transcript has a single exon. The record is from RefSeq and is a predicted model, not a curated record.
AUGGGUUGGGGUCUUGACUAUAGUGCCAUCGCCCCGGGCCCACCGGGCACUAGCAUGAUUGGUGAACGCACCAUCGAAGGCGCUGCGCGACGCGGAAUCGAGCGCCAACGGCGUCAGUGGGAAGAGCGACAAGCACUCGAAAAGGAACAGGGGCUAGAGAAGCCGAAUGAUGCGAGAUCCGAGGUGGCAUUGACUCCGGAACAACAAUCGCAGUCUGGGUCCAAACUAGCGACAGGAGACGAUGACCAGUCCCCUGCAUUGACUUCGGAUGCAGAAACAAAUUCAGAUACGCAGGACAAAAAACAGGCAAAGAGAUUAAACUCGGGCAGUCGCAGUGGGGGGAUGAGAGGGAAUUGGGAGCGGUUUCAGCAACGUUUGAAGAGGUGA